Molecule: messenger RNA, 1272 nt
Organism: Apaloderma vittatum (bar-tailed trogon)
Lineage: Eukaryota; Metazoa; Chordata; Aves; Trogoniformes; Trogonidae
Gene: ITGB5
Product: integrin, beta 5
Exons: 5
Biological process (GO): cell migration; integrin-mediated signaling pathway; cell-matrix adhesion
Cellular component (GO): integrin complex; focal adhesion; cell surface
Molecular function (GO): integrin binding
Source: RefSeq, a predicted model, not a curated record
GGACACCUGCAGAGCCCGGCGCUAGCCCGGGAUGCUGCUGACACCUCUCCCCUGCUCUUGCCUUCAGGCCACGGAGAGUGUCACUGCGGGGAGUGCAAGUGCCACGCCGGUUACAUCGGGGACAACUGCAACUGCUCCACCAAGACGGACAGCUGUGUUUCCAGUGACGGGCAGAUGUGCAGCGGCAGAGGCACCUGCAUCUGUGGGAAGUGUCAGUGCACCGAGCCGGGGGCUUUUGGAGAGACGUGUGAGAAGUGUCCCACCUGCCCGGGUGUCUGUAGCACUAAAAGGGACUGCAUUGAAUGCAAGCUGUUUAACUCAGGAAGACUGGCUGAUAACCAAACCUGCCAAAAGCACUGCAAGGAUGAGAUCAUCACCACCGUGGAUGUUCUCGAAACGGAUGACCCAAACGCAAUCCUCUGUGCCUACCCGGUGAACAACUGCGUCAUGAAGUUCACCUACUCGGAGCUUGCCAGUGGGAAAUCCAACCUCACCGUCCUCAAAGAGCCAGCGUGCAGCUCAGCCCCCAGCACUGUGACGAUCGUGCUGGCAGUGAUCGGCAGCGUGGUGUUCAUCGGCAUCCUCCUGCUGGCGCUCUGGAAGCUUCUCGUCACCAUUCAUGACAGACGGGAGUUCGACCGAUUCCAGAGCGAACGCUCCCGGGCCAGAUACGAAAUGGCAUCUAAUCCUCUCUACCGAAAGCCUAUUUCCACACAUAAUGUAGAGUUCACGUUCAACAAGCUCAACAAGUCUUACAACGGUACAGUUGACUGAUGGGGUCUCAGUACCCGGGACUGCGGUGGACAAUUGCUUGACUGUAUGUGCUGCUUCCCCACUUGAAGAUGGGAUCCUCUUCAGGGGUGAGAAUCCCUUACGACAGGACUGGUCGAUGACCAAAGCCUGUUACUUGCACAGUAAGGAGAAAAGUCCGGUUCAUUCUGGAGGCACGGACGCGGAGGCAGGCUCCCUGCCUGUGCUGAGGGACUCCGAGCCAUGUGUGACUCCACACCCCAGCUUUCUGGAUGUAUUAAACCUGCCAACUAAAUCAACCAGGUGCCAUAUUGCAGCUUUAGACAUAUCCCAUUAGAAAGGGUAACUAGUUCAAAAUCAGGGGAACCCAUGCCAUUGCAAGUUGUUGGGGGAGGGAGGGGGGAAUUAGCUUAAAAAGAUGAGGGUGUUGGAAGCAUUUGUGUAAGAAAUUAGGAAACAAGAUUUCUGCAGCCUUUAGGGAUUUUUUUUAUAUAAAAAACCAAAAUAAAACUAUUGUGCAUA